Messenger RNA from Toxorhynchites rutilus septentrionalis, 803 nucleotides. RefSeq names its product isochorismatase domain-containing protein 1. The record is from RefSeq and is a predicted model, not a curated record. The coding region runs from base 103 to 705 and encodes 200 amino acids. The transcript is spliced from 2 exons. NCBI's taxonomy places the organism in Eukaryota, Metazoa, Arthropoda, Insecta, Diptera, Culicidae. Gene Ontology annotation, cellular component: cytoplasm.
GUAUUCGAAUAACAUUGGCCGGUUUGAUUACGUUUUAUUAUUCGUGAUUCAGUCCGACGGUUUUUCAAGUUUUGUUGUUUUUGUCUCAUUUCCAGACACGAUAUGGCUCGUCAGCUGACCAAAUUGGGCUUUCUAGAUGCCAAAAAGACCCUCUUCAUGCUUUGCGAUCUGCAGGAGAAGUUCAGACCAGGAAUGAAGAUGUUUGAUCCGGUCAUCAAAAAUACUAGCAAGUUGCUUCAGGCAGGAAAACUUCUGAACGUUCCACUGGUCGUGACGGAGCAUUAUCCAGAGAAAUUGGGACACAUCGUGAAGGACUUGGAUGUUUCUCAUGCGAAAGGCAUUUUUCCGAAGACUCUCUUCAGCAUGAUGAUCCCAGACGUGCAGGCUAAAAUCGAUGAGCUGUUCGGUUCGAACCUGGAGACGGUGGUUCUCUUCGGACUAGAGUCACACAUCUGUUUGGAGCAGACGGCGAUGGACUUGCUGAAGAAUGGGUACACCGUUCACGUGGCGGCCGACUGUUCUGUUUCUCGCACCCAAGACGAUCGGAAAUUGGCACUGGAAAGAUUGCAGCAAUAUGGGUGCUUUGUAACGACUAGCGAGAAUAUUAUAUUCAAACUGAUGAAGGAUAAACAACAUCCUGCCUUCGAUACGGUUAGACAUUUGGUCCGGGAACCAUCGGUUGAUACAGAGCUGUCCAAAUUGUGAACCAUAGAAAUAUUUUUACGAGCUUACAUCCGGAAAUUCACGUUGUUAUGAUGCGAUUAUGAUCACAGUGAAAAUAUAUAUGUUAUUUUUGCAUUUUA